This is a messenger RNA of Coniosporium apollinis CBS 100218, 606 nucleotides long. RefSeq lists its product as uncharacterized. The record is from RefSeq and is a predicted model, not a curated record. Gene Ontology annotation, cellular component: cytoplasm. The coding region runs from base 1 to 606 and encodes 201 amino acids. NCBI's taxonomy places the organism in Eukaryota, Fungi, Ascomycota, Dothideomycetes. The transcript has 4 exons.
AUGUCUCUCGGUCCACCCGGCGCAAGCCUCAACCCAGAGGAAGCGGACAACUUCGAGGAUAUUGAGAAGCAGUUCGCCGUCAAAGUCGUCCAGCACAUGUCCACCUACUGGGCAAUACUCGAAAAGAUGCGCGGAUCGAAGCUUCGCCUUACUAAGUUCGACGACGAAAUCUACGCCCACUUCAAAAAAGAGUUCCCGGAUUUCGAUGCGACAGCUACAAUCAACGAAGACGAAAUGAAGAGCAAAGCAGGCAAGGAGCGAUGGAGGAACUUCAUCAUGACAUAUGAGAAGAAGAUCGACGAUUACAACUUCGGCACAAUGUUGAGAGCGAACCCAGGGUUCGAGUAUGGGGAGAAGGAAUCAAUCUUUGCGGUGCGCAUGCAGUUCUACGCCAUUGAGAUCGUACGAAAUCGCGAAGGCCUCAACGACUGGAUAUACGAGAAGGCGCAUCCCGAAGACAAGAGAGUGGACGAGACGGCACCCGCCGCGAAGUUGGAGAAUGCUGAGCCUGCCAAGGGUGCUGAGGUCCCGCCUGAGGUUGCGGAGCCGGAAGAAGAGCCAGCUGCUGUGCAGGACAGCGUACCGACUGGUGCGGCCGCGUCAUGA